Varroa destructor (honeybee mite) is the source of this 2436-nucleotide messenger RNA. It is a transcript of the gene Ucp4A, whose product is annotated as Uncoupling protein 4A. Lineage: Eukaryota; Metazoa; Arthropoda; Arachnida; Mesostigmata; Varroidae. Gene Ontology annotation, biological process: transmembrane transport. The record is from RefSeq and is a predicted model, not a curated record.
ACCAAUAGGUCAAUCGUGUAAUAAGCGCCAGCUCGUGACCAACCGUUGUGGAUCAUUUGCGUACGACUUCAAAUAUCCCGCGCCUCGAAUUUGUCCCUUUCCUUAACGAAUUCGUGUUUGUUGUGCAGUCUAUCCUCUCUCCGCAUGACUUCUCUCCUUCUUCUAUUUGACUCUAAUCUUGAGGAGGGUGGCGGUUGCGCUGUCUACCUGGUGCUGCUGAUCGUCUUCCAGUUAAUAGAAGCAGGCGAUGGAAGCCCUGCACUGCGAAGAUGUAUUUUUUUUAACUCUAGUGAGUAUUUAUGAAGCAGCUGUGGGAGCCAGCGACUUCGGUGAUAUUGAGAUUCGUGGCAGAAUAGAAAAUCUCGAGUGAAGUUUGUGACAGACAAACUUCGCGUCGUUAUUUUUUCAUUUGCUCUCGCUGUUCCAUCUUCUGGGGUAGCCGAGUGCCAAUAAGAGAUUGACGGCUGAGUAGCGAAUCUAAUUGGAGGAAGUCACCGUGGAUGUUAUUGUUUCUACUAGUGUUCGAUCAGGCGUUGAUUUCAUGUGCGAGACUAUGUCUAUGGCUAGCAGCUGUACUGAGACAUACAUAUAUACCAAAUAUGCGCUGAUAUGAUUGUGUUUAGACGAACGGAAAAGUAUGGUUAUGAAGACAGGACCAAGUGAAGACGGGUUCGAAGUCUACACGCAAUAAUUUGCAUUAUAUUGUUUCAGAAGCUCGUUUUAUAGACUGUCGGGAAUAUCACGUCCUCCAAUCCCGAGCUCCAAUCCAUUCCUCAUCAACAACUUCAGCCAUAUGUCGCUCUCACAAUCCCCCAAAUUGAGAACUCACUCGUAUUAACAAACGAACCGUUGCCUAAGGACAAACAGCGGUCCACUUCGACGCCUUACAAUGGCGUCAUCGAUUACAAGGAUACAGACGUCAACAUACGGGAAAUUCGAAGACUUCCAGUAUAAAUAUGUUCUAUCGAUUUGUGCAGCAUCCAUCGCCGAGACAGUUACGUACCCACUAGAUAUCGUAAAAACUCGCUUACAGAUCCAAGGGGAGGAUUUGGCCCGUGGGGUCAGUACUGCUAAACCCAAAGGAUUCUUCAGCCUUGCAGUAGGAAUUGUUCGUAAUGAGGGCGUUUUUAAACUUUGGCGCGGUAUUCCUCCAGCCAUUUACCGGCAUUUUGUAUACAGCGGAUGUCGAAUGACAAUUUAUGAGGGCGUGCGUGAUGUCUACUUGUCUGAUUCUGACCAGCCAAAUCACGUGCUAAAAAGCCUCUGUGUGGGCGUGUUCGCUGGAGCGCUAGGUCAAUUUUUGGCUAGCCCCGUCGAUCUGGUUAAGGUGCGCAUGCAGAUGGAAGGUCGUCGGCUCCUGCAGGGUCUUCCCCCUCGAGUGACGAAUACGUCGCAAGCUCUACGGAACAUCCUACGCGAAGGUGGCAUUUCCGGUCUGUGGAAAGGCUGGGCGCCUAACGUGUACAGGGCUGCCCUUGUCAAUCUUGGGGACUUGACAACAUAUGACCGUGCUAAACGGCUAAUCCUCGCCAACACAAACCUUGAAGAUAAUUACAUAAGUCACUCGUUAGCUUCGGGGUGUUCGGGCUUUAUUGCUGCUAUCCUUGGUACCCCGGCCGACGUCAUCCGGACUCGUGUCAUGAACCAGCCGACGGAUGGCAAGGGAUAUGGCACACUGUACAAGUCUUCGACAGACUGCCUCGUGAAGACGUUCAAAACGGAAGGCUUUUUCGCACUGUACAAAGGCUUUAUUCCUAUCUGGGCUCGAAUGGCUCCUUGGUCAUUCACAUUCUGGGUCUCUUAUGAAGAGCUGAGACGACUAGCCGGAGUUAAAAGUUUCUAGGCGUAGAGGAAAUUAUGAAUGAAGAACGAAAAGAAGCAAUAUCCAGCUAUAGGGUAACACAAAAUAAAAUCAGGUGGCCAGUGUUGUGUCUUGUCGGUCGAAUGAUGGAAACAGGCUCAAACUUCUUGUGAUUUUUUCGAUGACUUCUUUGCGCAUCCGUCAGUUACUGUGGUUAAGAUAUGUUUUUUCAUUGAAGAGCACAUCCCAUUAAUAUGGCCGCUGUUGAUGGCUAUCGAGAAAAGCCAAAACAUCUUGUUUCGAAUAAAUCACACACGCGUCAAGAAGCAGCGCAGAAGAAAAGCAAUGCAUUAAUUAUGGUUGUCGAGUUGUGCAUGUAGAAUGUGUCAAAGUACAUAAGAAUUGGCAUUAUGCCAUUUAUCAUUAAUAGCAAAGCGUGCAAUAAACGAUUUUACCCUCAUUUAUAAAUUUGUUUGUUUAACAUAUUACCAACAGCGAGACGUAACUUGAACAAACUUCACCACAGAGUCUGUGAUGAACAAGCUGCAGCGUGUGGGCAGGAACACAUGGCCGAACGUUUGAGCAAAUUAAAAGCAAGUUAAAGGAAACAAUUGAAAUUACGAUAAAAAACAUUU